Molecule: messenger RNA, 639 nt
Organism: Bacidia gigantensis
Lineage: Eukaryota; Fungi; Ascomycota; Lecanoromycetes; Lecanorales; Ramalinaceae
Exons: 1
Coding region: 1-639 (212 amino acids)
Source: RefSeq, a predicted model, not a curated record
AUGGAUCGGCUACCCUCAGAAUUACAUCGACUAGUUGUGAAAAGCCUUGCUCAGGCAUCAGAAACCACGGAUAAAGAAUAUAAGGCCAAACUAUCGGGGAUUAUCGCAGACGUGUUAACAACAGCUUCCGACCUACUCAAUCUCUCGCUUGCAGACCGUCACUGGCACUCCGUCGCAACACCCGCGCUCACCAGACUCAUCACGGUCCUCGAAAAGACAUAUCUGUCUGUUAUGUUUAUGCCUCCGUGGCAUCGCAGCUACAUUUCCAACUACCAUGAGCUGAAUAAAAUUGCGUCCCUCUAUGUCUAUGUCACCCGUCUCAUGGAAGUGCAACCGCCACAGAUACGUCGCUGGAUCAUUCGAAAGACAGUGCCAAAAAGCCCCUAUUGCUUCGAGCUCCUCACUCGCGGAUCUCGGUGGGUGCAACUCACCUUGGAACAUUAUCCAUGUCACUAUCCUGAGGGCUUGCCGCGAGAAACGCAAGGCGGCGCCGAGGCUACCUUUCUGGGUAUAUUGAAGGCUGCUGAUCCGCAGGCUGUUGAAAUGAAAUAUAUGAAGGACACGAACGAGAUUGUAUUAUGUGCUACUGCAUUUGCGAGGGCUAAGGUUGUGGAUGAAUGGGAGGGACUAGAUAUAUGA